AUGCUGGAAGAAUCAAAGAAAUGCAUGAGGUUGUGUUUCGUACAUCCACAACUACGUUGUUUCACAUAUUUACAAGUGAAAGGAAAAGAUGAAGUUGGCGCAACAAUGGAUUUUAUGGAUCUUGAAAGAGAGCGAGGAAUUACCAUUCAAUCAGCAGCAACAUACGUUGAUUGGAAUGGCGUGAAUAUCAAUAUCAUUGAUACUCCAGGUCACGUUGAUUUCACGGUGGAAGUGGAACGGGCACUGCGUGUACUUGAUGGUGCAGUGCUGGUACUCUGUGGAGUUGGUGGUGUGCAAAGCCAAACGUUCACAGUGAACCGGCAACUUGCUCGUUACAAUGUGCCUUUCAUCACAUUUAUUAACAAACUGGAUCGGACCGGUGCCGAUCCGCUGAAGUAUUUAUUACACUUAAAUUUCUAG
This is a messenger RNA of Gongylonema pulchrum, 420 nucleotides long. NCBI's taxonomy places the organism in Eukaryota, Metazoa, Nematoda, Chromadorea, Rhabditida, Gongylonematidae. The record is from the annotation of a GenBank genome assembly.